Chironomus riparius is the source of this 1281-nucleotide messenger RNA. Lineage: Eukaryota; Metazoa; Arthropoda; Insecta; Diptera; Chironomidae. The record is from the annotation of a GenBank genome assembly.
GUUCAACUGUUUAUAGAUCACAGUAGGUUUAUAGGUUACAGGUGUGUUGAACUUCACUUCGUUGCACUUCGUUACGUUCAACUGUUUAUAGAUUACAGUAGGUUUAUAGGUUACAGGUGUGUUGAACUUCACUUCGUUGCACUUCGUUACGUUCAACUGUUUAUAGAUUACAUUAGGUUUAUAGGUUACAGGUGUGUUGAACUUCACUUCGCUGCACUUCGUUACGUUCAACUGUUUAUAGAUUACAGUAGGUUUAUAGGUUACAGGUGUGUUGAACUUCACUUCGUUGCACUUCGUUACGUUCAACUGUUUAUAGAUUACAUUAGGUUUAUAGGUUACAGGUGUGUUGAACUUCACUUCGCUGCACUUCGUUACGUUCAACUGUUUAUAGAUUACAGUAGGUUUAUAGGUUACAGGUGUGUUGAACUUCACUUCGUUGCACUUCGUUACGUUCAACUGUUUAUAGAUUACAUUAGGUUUAUAGGUUACAGGUGUGUUGAACUUCACUUCGCUGCACUUCGUUACGUUCAACUGUUUAUAGAUUACAGUAGGUUUAUAGGUUACAGGUGUGUUGAACUUCACUUCGUUGCACUUCGUUACGUUCAACUGUUUAUAGAUCACAGUAGGUUUAUAGGUUACAGGUGUGUUGAACUUCACUUCGUUGCACUUCGUUACGUUCAACUGUUUAUAGAUUACAGUAGGUUCAUAGGUUACAGGUGUGUUGAACUUCACUUCGUUGCACUUCGUUACGUUCAACUGUUUAUAGAUCACAGUAGGUUUAUAGGUUACAGGUGUGUUGAACUUCACUUCGUUGCACUUCGUUACGUUCAACUGUUUAUAGAUUACAUUAGGUUUAUAGGUUACAGGUGUGUUGAACUUCACUUCGUUGCACUUCGUUACGUUCAACAGUUUAUAGAUUACAGUAGGUUUAUAGGUUACAGGUGUGUUGAACUUCACUUCGUUGCACUUCGUUACGUUCAACUGUUUAUAGAUCACAGUAGGUUUAUAGGUUACAGGUGUGUUGAACUUCACUUCGUUGCACUUCGUUACGUUCAACUGUUUAUAGAUUACAGUAGGUUCAUAGGUUACAGGUGUGUUGAACUUCACUUCGUUGCACUUCGUUACGUUCAACUGUUUAUAGAUUACAGUAGGUUUAUAGAUUACAGGUGUGUUGAACUCCACUUCUUUGCACUUCAUUACGUUCAACUGUUUAUAGAUUAGAGUAGGUUUAUAGGUUACAGGUGUGUUGAACUUCACUUCGUUGCACUUCGUUACGUUCAA